Schistosoma guineensis is the source of this 848-nucleotide messenger RNA. NCBI's taxonomy places the organism in Eukaryota, Metazoa, Platyhelminthes, Trematoda, Strigeidida, Schistosomatidae. The record is from the annotation of a GenBank genome assembly.
UGAAAAGGUCUAUUACUUCAUGGUUUUAUUAUAAUAUUUAACAUUUAAAUUAUUAAGAUUCAUUAGUACUAUGUAUGAAGACGUUAAUAUCUGAGGGAAAGCGUGGGAUGCAGCUGGAUGAUUUAGACUUCGCAGAUGAUCUGGCCCUCCUAUCGCAAACGCAACAACAAAUGAAGGAGAAGAUGACUAGUGUAGCAGCAGCCUUAGCAGCAGUAGAUCUCAAUAUACAUAAAUGGACAAGGAAGAUUCUCCGAUACAACACAGCAUGCACCAAUCCAAUCAUAAUUGGCGGAGAAGAUUUGGGAGAUGUGAAAACCUUUACAUAUUUGGGCAGCAUCAGUGAUGAACACGGUGGAUCAGAUGCAGAUGUGAAGGCAUGGAUCGACAAAGUAAGAUCAGAAUGUUUAGAACUUAAGAAUAUCUGGAAUUCAAAGCAACUGUCAACCAACACUAAAGUCAGGAUUUUCAAUACAAAUGUCAAGACAGUUCUACUAUAUGGGGCAGAAACCUGGAGAACUACGAAAGUCAUCAUCCAGAAGAUACGAGUAUUUAUUAACAGUUGUCUACGCAAAAUACUUCGGAUCCGUUGGCCAGACACCAUCAGCAACAACCUAUUGUGGGAGAAAACAAACUAGAUCCCAGUGGAGGAAGAAAUCAGGAAGAAGCAAUGGAAGUGGAUAGGACCCACAUUGAGGAAAGCACCCAAUCGAGUCACAAGACAAGCUCUCACAUAGAAUCUUCAAGGCAAAAGGAGAAGAGGAAGAUCAAAGAACACAUUACGUCGAGAAAUGAAGACAGAUAUGAGAAGAAUGAAUAACAAUUGGAUAGAACUAGAAAGGAAGUCCCAG